Onthophagus taurus is the source of this 2397-nucleotide messenger RNA. It is a transcript of the gene Cbl, whose product is annotated as E3 ubiquitin-protein ligase CBL. Lineage: Eukaryota; Metazoa; Arthropoda; Insecta; Coleoptera; Scarabaeidae. Gene Ontology annotation, molecular function: phosphotyrosine residue binding; ubiquitin protein ligase activity; SH3 domain binding. Gene Ontology annotation, biological process: negative regulation of epidermal growth factor-activated receptor activity; cell surface receptor signaling pathway. Gene Ontology annotation, cellular component: plasma membrane; membrane raft. The record is from RefSeq and is a predicted model, not a curated record.
CGCCAACUUCAGAUUGUUCCGCGAACGUCAACGAUGUAGUAUCAAACGUUUAUCGCGGAUUGUUGAUUAGAUAUCGCCAGUAGUUGUGUGGUAAACGUAAAAACGGGAACAUGUGUUCGCUCGCCGUUCAAGUACGGUAGUGUAUUAUCAAGUUCGACACUGUACGGAGUGUAAAAAACGAUCAAAAUGGCAGGCAGGAACAGGCCUGCCCAACACAAGAACUUUUCGAAUAUCUUUUCGAAAUUUCAGGGUGCUUUUACGGAUGCUUGUAAGCACCCGCGAUAUGCCACCGAUAAACGGACUUUAGACAAGACAUGGAAAUUAAUGGACAAAGUCGUUAAAUUGUGUCAACACCAAAAAAUGAACCUAAAGAACUCGCCCCCUUUCAUCCUGGACAUCCUUCCCGAUACCUAUCAACGUUUAAAAUUAAUCUAUUCCAAGUACGAGGACAACAUGGUAUCCUUAAAUAGUAACGAACACUUUAAUAUAUUUAUAAAUAAUUUAAUGAGAAAGUGUAAGCAAGCGAUCAAACUCUUUAAAGAAGGGAAAGAUCGAAUGUUCGAUGAGAACUCACAUUAUAGACGAAACCUAACAAAACUUAGUUUAGUAUUUAGUCAUAUGUUAAGUGAACUUAAGGCUUUGUUUCCUAAUGGAAUGUUUGCUGGUGAUCAAUUUAGAAUUACCAAAUCUGAUGCUGCUGAUUUUUGGAAAAAUAAUUUUGGCAAUAGCACUUUAGUUCAUUGGAAGCAUUUCCGAGCGGAGUUAAACCGGGUCCAUCCCAUCAGUUCGGGGCUGGAAGCUAUGGCUUUGAAAUCUACAAUAGACUUGACCUGUAACGAUUACAUAUCCAAUUUCGAAUUUGAUGUCUUUACAAGACUGUUUCAACCGUGGACGACCCUGCUGCGCAACUGGCAGAUCCUAGCUGUGACACAUCCGGGAUACGUCGCCUUCUUAACCUACGACGAGGUGAAGGCGCGCCUUCAAAAAUACAUCACCAAGGCCGGCAGCUAUGUCUUUAGAUUGUCUUGUACACGACUUGGUCAAUGGGCCAUCGGGUAUGUUACACCCGAUGGGGAAAUCUUACAAACGAUUCCGCAAAAUAAAAGUUUAAUUCAAGCACUUUUAGAUGGUUAUAGAGAAGGGUUUUAUUUAUAUCCCGAUGGAAGAGUGGUUAAUCCUGAUUUAUCAUGGGCUGUGCAACAAACACCAGAAGAUCACAUCGCGGUUACUCAAGAACAAUACGAGCUCUAUUGCGAAAUGGGUAGUACGUUUCAAUUAUGUAAAAUUUGUGCUGAAAAUGAUAAGGAUGUUCGGAUAGAACCAUGUGGACAUCUUUUAUGUACACCGUGUUUAACAGCUUGGCAAUAUGAUUCGGAAGGACAAGGUUGUCCAUUUUGUAGAGCUGAAAUAAAAGGUACUGAACAAAUAGUUGUGGACCCAUUUGAUCCGAAAAAGUCUCACAAACCGAAAAGUUCUAAUUCAGGAACGGCUACUAUCGAUGAAGACGACUUUGAGUUAGAGGACGGUGGCGAUCCUUGGAGUUGUUCCGGAAGUAGUUUGCAAGCCUUGGCUUUAUCGCCCAGAAACGAAAUGUCUAAUUCAGCAAGUCCAAUGAUAUCACCAAGGAAUAGUCCCAGAUCGGUUAGAAGAAGUGCAACACCAACAGUCCCAUCAUCUGGAAUAACACCUCCACCAAUCCCACCAAGAAGAAAUUCCCCAACAUUAGAACAAGUAGUAAUCCCAACGACUUCUCAUCAAAAAAACGGAUCAACAACUCACGGUUUUAAACAUUUAAAUGGUCUUAACGAAGCGCAAUCAGUAACAAAUUUGUCUCAAAACACAAUUGACGUACCUCAAAUAGCUAAAAGUAAUUCAAUGCAAGAUAUGCAUAGAGAAGAAUCGUGGCUUUUAGAUAAUAAUACGAUCGAAUUGAGCUCACCAGAAACAAUUUACGGUGUGGUUAUUUCAAAUUGUACUUCUAGUAUAGCUAAGGUUCAAAGUCGACAUCAAAGUUGUCCUACGAAAAAUAAAAAAACGGUUACGUGUCCGGUUAAAUCGAGUACAACGCCGAAUUUAACGGACGAUAACCACGUUUAUGAAAACGUCGCACUUCAACAAAAACAACAACCGGGAAGACCCAAAGAAAGGUAUAAUCCUUUAACUUCAAAGGAAACUGCGUCGGUUUGUUAUGAAAAUUUAAAUAUGGACUAUAUUAAAAAAUUGGUUAAUGAGGGGUAUUCGCAAGAUGCUGUUAUUAAAGCUCUGUAUAUUACCAGGAAUAAUGUUGAUAUGGCUUGUGAUAUUUUACAUGAAUUUGGAACGAAACAUGGAUAGUAUAUUUAAAUGAUUUCUUAGGAUUUAUAUAAAAGAAAGAAAAUUGGUAGAGUUAUAAAUUAA